AUGUACAAAAUGUUUGUACCUGUGUGUGCCCAGGCUGGCAGCAGGGCGCGGGCCACAGUGGCUCCUUUACCCCCGUCCUCCAGCCCUUCAUCGCUCUCUUCCUCACUGGGACCCCCUCCUGUCAAGGUCUCCCGUCCCGCUCUUACCUUCCUCAGCAGCAGCAGCUGGGGGGAUGACAGACAAGCCCCCACCCCUUGUGUCAGGGCCCCAAGACACAAGCGCAUCGGGAACAUCCUCCUGGAGCCACGACUCGGUGAAGACGAGCAGGCAUGA
Molecule: messenger RNA, 273 nt
Organism: Knipowitschia caucasica
Lineage: Eukaryota; Metazoa; Chordata; Actinopteri; Gobiiformes; Gobiidae
Source: the annotation of a GenBank genome assembly